GAACCUUCCCAGGAGUGGCCGGCCGACCAAAAUUACCCCAAGAGCGCAGCGACGACUCAUCCAAGAGGUCACAAAAGACCCACAGCAACAUCCAAAGAACUGCAGGCCUCACUUGCCUCAGUUAAGCUCAUGACUCCACCAUAAGAAAGAGACUGGGCAAAAAUGGCCUGCAUGGCAGAGUUCAAAGAUGAAAACCGCUGCUGAGCAAAAAGAACAUAAAGGCUCGUCUCAGUUUUGCCAGAAAACAUCUUGAUGAUCCCCAAGACUUUUGGGAAAAUACUGUGUGGACUGACGAGACAAAAGUUGAACUUUUUGGAAGGUGUGUGUCCCAUUGCAUCUGGCGUAAAAGUAACACAGCAUUUCAGAAAAAGAGCAUCAUACCAACAGUAAAAUAUGGUGGUGGUAGUGUGAUGGUCUGGGGCUGUUUUGCUGCUUCAGGACCUGGAAGACUUGCUGUGAUCAAUGGAACAAUGAAUUCUGCUGUCUACCAAAAAAUCCUGAAGGACAAUGUCAGGAAGGGGGCAAGCACUUUUUCACACCACUGUAUGCGUGUACCAAUAGCUUCAAUAGGGCAAAUUCUGUGUGUGCGCAAGCGCACUUGGCAAUAAAGCUCUUUCUGAUUCUGAUAACGAAACUGUCUUAUAAACAUCAGCCAAGACCAGAGAGAAACAGAGAAAGGAGUGUCAGACUGAGACGUUUAGCUUACAAGUAGGCAUCGUUCUGAGAACAACAGCUCAUCUGUCAAGACGUACUGUAAGACCCAAGAACAAAUAAUGGAAUUAGAGGACUUUCAUGAUAAUAAACUCAGAAAUAAUAAGAACACAACUGGACUCCAGAGACACUGCCAGGAUGAUGGAAGAGCUCAAAAUCGUAGAAGUCGAUGUUUGGUGGUGAUCACAGUGUGUCUCGGGAUCCUCUGUCUUCUUCUGAUUGCUGCCAUUAUAUAUCAGCACAUUCUGAGCACUUCUAAACGGGGAUAUCUGUGGGGUCCAGAUGGCUUGUUCAUAUCCAAUAAGGAGAUGAGCUGGUCUGAGAGCAGGCAGUACUGCAGGGAUCGAGGAGCUGAUCUGGUCAUUAUCGACACUGAAGAGAAGCAGAGACACAUAACUUCAUUAGUCAAGGAGAGUGUGUGGAUUGGUUUGUCUGACAUUGAGAAUGAAGGGACCCUGAUAUGGGUGGAUAAUUCACCCCUGAAUAAAGGGUUUUUUGUUGAAGGUCAACCGAAUAACUAUUAUUCAGAUGAGGACUGUACUGAACUGAAUCCUACAAAACACGCCCUGAACAACUGGAGUGAUUUCCAAUGCUCUUACAAGAAAAAAGGGAUUUGUGAGAAAUAGGAUUCAUCCUGAUUUUGUCAUGCUAAAACUUGUAUCAUCUUAUGGAAUCAAUCUUAUUGUGAUCGCAUUUUCACAAUCUUAUUGUGAUCGCAUUUAUUGUGAAUAAAUAACAUAUUAAGA
Messenger RNA from Megalobrama amblycephala (Wuchang bream), 1457 nucleotides. Its product is annotated as C-type lectin domain family 4 member E-like. Gene Ontology annotation, cellular component: external side of plasma membrane. Gene Ontology annotation, molecular function: D-mannose binding; fucose binding. The transcript has 5 exons. The record is from RefSeq and is a predicted model, not a curated record. Lineage: Eukaryota; Metazoa; Chordata; Actinopteri; Cypriniformes; Xenocyprididae. Gene Ontology annotation, biological process: biological process involved in interspecies interaction between organisms. Bases 774 to 1337 code for a protein of 187 amino acids.